AUGCUAAAUGCGGCCGGACAAACUUCUUUGAAGCCACAGAGCCCCGUCCGAGUGUACAUCGCAAGUCUGCACUGGAACAACGAGCGCAUUCUUCGCGACUCUUGGAACCAAGGCCUUCUCGAUCUUGUAUCAGUUCUCGGCCCCAGCAAUGUCUUUGUGAGUCUGUACGAGAGUGGCAGUCGGGAUGGUUCCAAAGACACCAUCGGCGAACUCGACAAGGCGCUGGGGGUAAUGGGAGUCCCACGGAAUAUCACAUUGGACAAGACUACGCACGCCGAUGCGAUGGCUUCACCACCUCUUGAGCCAGGGAAUGGCUGGGUCAAGACACCGCGUGGAAGAAUAGAGCUUCGCAGGAUUUCAUACCUUGCCCGACUACGGAACAUGUCUCUCCAGCCCUUGAGAGCUAUGGCACGGAAUGGUAUCGAAUUCGAUUAUGUUCUUUUUCUCGGCGACGUCGUGUUUACUAUCCCUGAUGUGCUUGCACUGCUCAACACAAACAAUCGUGAUUACGCAGCGGCAUGUUCACUAGACUUCAGCAAACCCCCUCGGUACUAUGACACAUUUGCGCUGAGGGAUGCCGACGGCCAUGAGCAUGCGACGCAGACGUAG
This is a messenger RNA of Fusarium keratoplasticum, 609 nucleotides long. RefSeq lists its product as uncharacterized. The coding region runs from base 1 to 609 and encodes 202 amino acids. The transcript is spliced from 3 exons. Lineage: Eukaryota; Fungi; Ascomycota; Sordariomycetes; Hypocreales; Nectriaceae. The record is from RefSeq and is a predicted model, not a curated record.